AUUCCUAAGGUUUUUUUUUUAUAUAUCUUUCCUCUCUCCAAAAAACAGUUAGCUGAACCGUUUGGACACAGAAGAGAAAGUUUGGUCAACAAUGGAAGACAACCUUACGAAACAUUUAUUCAUCAGACAUCUUCUCCGAAAAAAGUAGGCGGUAAUUAUUAGUGGAAAAUGGCGAGCAGCCAUUAGUAGCGAGGGGGGUACCUACUAUUGGAGGGGUACCUAGGAUUGAUGAGGCACAGUAGCCAAUAAGACUGCGGCAUGUGAAUGACCGGGCCUCAGUUAAAGGGGGUGUUAGAGGAGGAACUGCCAGUCCACUGAGAAAGAGAGACCCUCCGAGAUAAACACAGACAAUCGAAAGAAAGAAAUAAACACACCAGUCGGAACAACAAUUCAAGAUGCGCCAAGGAACCGCGCUCUGUUUACGGACGAUCUAGUAAGACAAUUAUUCAUUCUUCAUGUUUGUGUAAAAGCACACUCAUUUCUACGGGAAAAGGCGAAAGGAAUUUCAACAUUUUUCAUGGGGAUUUUGAGUUACAAGUUAACUGCGAGAAAAAAUAUAUAGACGUAGUCAUUUAGAAAGAACGAUAGUGUUUUGCGGCUAGCGGAUCAUCGCUCUGAACUUCUUCUGAUGAGGUGUUUUUCGCGUUGGGAGAGCGGUACCUCCACAGAAGUCUAGGUAUUUUUUUAUGUAUAUAUAUUUUUUAGGUACAGUUCAUUCGCCGCGUUGUUGAACGCACGACUAAUUUCAAUAAAUUUCGUACUCAACGAGAAAUAAUGUUACUGGACGCCGGUCACCAGUUUCCCGGCUUGGGAGUUGGCACAUUUGCCAGGCACCACUCAGCAAGCGAAAUGCAAGACAGAGACUUGACUUUAGCACAAAAUAGCUUUGUCGAUUCUGCACACAUGGGUGCUUUUAAACUGAACCACGAUCUAUCUCCGGGACAGAGCUCUGCUUUUACUUCUCAGGCAACGGGCUAUCCCGCUGCGGCUCUGGGCGCACAUGCAGCCCAUGUCACGUCGUACGCGAGUUCGCCUUUUAACUCUACAAGGGACUUUCUCUUUCGCAGUCGCGGCUUCGGAGAAUCGUCUCCGGCUGGCAGCCAACAUACAAUUUUUGGCCCCGCAGCGGGGUCUCUCCAUCACUCCCAUACAGAUAGUCAAGGCCACAUAUUGUUUCCUUCGAUCCACGAUCAACAUGCGUCCCAUGGCUCUCCAAACGUGCUGAAUGGACAAAUGCGACUUGGACUACCCGGAGAAGUUUUCGGACGAUCCGAUCAAUAUCAUCAGGUAUCCAGCCCCAGGACCGACCCAUACUCCGCAGCCCAACUCCACAAUCAGUAUGGUUCAAUGAAUAUGGGCAUGAAUAUGGCUGCUCAUCAUCACCAUCCUGGUGCCUUCUUUCGCUACAUGCGGCAGCAGUGCAUCAAACAGGAGUUAAUCUGCAAGUGGAUCGACCCGGAGCAGCUCAGCAACCCAAAAAAGAGUUGCAAUAAAACUUUCAGUACCAUGCACGAGUUGGUCACCCACGUCUCAGUGGAACACGUCGGGGGACCGGAGCAGAGCAACCACGUCUGUUUCUGGGAAGAAUGUCCCAGAGAGAGCAAACCCUUCAAAGCUAAAUACAAACUGGUAAAUCAUAUUCGUGUUCAUACUGGGGAGAAACCGUUUCCCUGUCCAUUUCCCGGCUGCGGCAAGGUUUUCGCGCGAUCAGAAAACUUGAAGAUACACAAGCGAACACACACAGGAGAGAAACCAUUCCAGUGUGAGUUCGAGGGCUGCGACAGACGCUUCGCGAAUAGCAGUGACCGGAAGAAGCACAUGCACGUGCACACCUCGGAUAAACCGUAUCUUUGCAAAAUGUGCGACAAGUCAUAUACUCACCCCAGCUCCUUAAGAAAACACAUGAAGGUUCACGAAGCUUCUCCUCCAGCCUCUGAUUCGUCGCCCGCGGCUAGUUCUGGGUACGAGUCCUCGACUCCCCCUGGCCUGGUUUCCCCUUCUGCUGAGACCCAAAGCAACAACAAUCUUUCGCCUGCAUCAGCGGUCCACAAUAGCAAUGUGCACAGCAGCCUAUCGUCCAAUUUCAAUGAAUGGUAUGUUUAGCAGAGAGACCCCGAACUCGGAGCCAUUUAACAGAAUAUAAAACAAAAAGAAGACUCCUGUACAUAAAAAGGCUUGUAUAAAUAAACCCAUAACUAACGGACGCUGUAAUAUUGUGCGAGAAAAAAAAACAUCAGGAAAGUUGCAUUGUGAAUACAAUAAUUAAACGAAGAAAAAUUGUUUGAAAUUUAUUCAGUAUUUUGUAAAUGAUAAUAGAGAACAAUUAAUCUCUUUCCAUGGUUGUUAUAGAUUUUGUCAGUCUUUGGUGUCAUAGAUGUUCCUUCAAUGGUAGCUAUGUCUGUAACUGGACUUUGAGUGCACAUACUAUGGAAAAAUCUUUUGUAUUCUGAUGUUAAAUAUUGUGAUCCUCUGAAGGCAAUUUGAUUGUAAUUAUACAACUAUUAACUGGAACCAGUGCCAAAGUUAACAUUUAACUCAUCAGACACAAUAUUUGCCUGUGAAUGUAUAUUUCGUUUGCUGGGUUUAACUUGUGAUGUUUUGUGCUUUGCAAGUUUGAAUUGUGAAAUACUAUUUGGAGGAUUGUGGGGGGAAAUAAACGUUGUGUCGUUAAAUUUUCUGUAACUACAUCCUUCCUUUUGUAAAUAUUAGCUGCCAUAUUUAUCCAUUUAUAAUUAAAUUAUGGUAUUUACUUGCUACAGAUAAAACAAUAUUUAUAAAGAAUGUUUCUUUACUAUAAGUAUGUACAAUUAUGAGCUAAACGCGGACAACUGUUUUAUGUGUUUUGUUUAAAGUUUAAGAAGUGUUUUCUCCAUUCUUGUGAUAAAUUUCAAGAAUUUUACUGCAUACAGAAAUAUAAUAAAAUGUGUUGCAAGUGUUUAA
This is a messenger RNA of Paramormyrops kingsleyae, 2940 nucleotides long. RefSeq names its product zic family member 2 (odd-paired homolog, Drosophila), a (gene ptprjb.2). Gene Ontology annotation, cellular component: nucleus. Gene Ontology annotation, molecular function: RNA polymerase II cis-regulatory region sequence-specific DNA binding; DNA-binding transcription factor activity, RNA polymerase II-specific. Gene Ontology annotation, biological process: regulation of transcription by RNA polymerase II. Lineage: Eukaryota; Metazoa; Chordata; Actinopteri; Osteoglossiformes; Mormyridae. The record is from RefSeq and is a predicted model, not a curated record.